Molecule: messenger RNA, 2861 nt
Organism: Diospyros lotus (date-plum)
Lineage: Eukaryota; Viridiplantae; Streptophyta; Magnoliopsida; Ericales; Ebenaceae
Product: transcription factor GAMYB-like
Exons: 5
Coding region: 781-2376 (531 amino acids)
Molecular function (GO): catalytic activity
Source: RefSeq, a predicted model, not a curated record
UCGCUCUCUCUCUCUCUCUCUCUCUCUUUCUGAGCUCUGCCGCAGCCGCUUCUGAGUCUUUGUUUCUCGAAGUCUCCUACCUGUGCUUUCGAGUUGCCAUUUCCCGAUCAACUUUGGUCUAUCGCCGUCUCUCGAUUUCUCUCCGGCGAUGGCCGGAUCCCUCUCUCUCAUCAUCGGAAGAGAAGCAGCCUUUGUGAUUGGAUCCUCGCUUCCCUUUCUCACCGAUCACGGUGUCGGUUAGGUCCCCUUCCUUUUUUCGUUUCUAGGAAAUCGGAAACCAGUUUCGGAUUUCUAGUUGGAAGCCUGGUGGAAUCAGCUUGAAUUCUGAAGGAUAAUACCGCUCUUUGGAAUUACAAGUUUCAAUUACUCGUUCUGUGGUAAUUUUCCGGUUUUGGGUUACCCCCCCGCUUUUCAGCUCGAGCGGUGUGGUGGUACUUAUCCGAAGACAUGUCGGUUUGGACUUCUCUGGGAGGAGGAACAGUGGACAUCAUGAUGAUGAGUACCUGUUAAUUUUGUUCUAGUUCUACAACUCCUAUCAGUCACUAUUCAGGUAUAUGGGGUUCACUUUCUAAAACCCUCUUAUUCUAUAUACAUUUAUAUAAUACGAAACAGGAAAUAUGUAUUAUCUACUUGCGAUUCCAGAAAUGUUCAUCACUGCUUUUUUUGGCAAUAAGCUGAACCAGAUUUUACUUUCCGAAGCAACCGAAGAAACGAAGUACAGAGUAAAAGAGUAUCUUUACAUACAUACAGACUGACCAAAGCACGGUCUACUGCUGCAAUAUGAGUGAGAACGAGGACGAGAUUUUGUCCAAUGAUGGUGUGGAUUCACCACCGGUUGAAGGAAGUGCCAGUGGAGGAAGCCGCAAUCAUCUGAAGAAAGGUCCCUGGACAGCAGCGGAAGAUGCAAUUUUGGUGGAUUAUGUUAAGAGACAUGGAGAAGGAAAUUGGAAUGCUGUCCAGAAGAAUACUGGACUCGCUCGCUGUGGAAAAAGUUGUCGCUUGCGUUGGACAAAUCACUUAAGACCGGAUCUGAAGAAAGGCGCUAUCACCAAAGAGGAAGAGCGGCGCAUCGUUGAACUACAUGCAAAGAUGGGGAACAAAUGGGCCCGCAUAUCUGCAGAGUUGCCUGGACGCACAGAUAAUGAGAUAAAGAACUACUGGAAUACUAGAAUCAAGAGACUACAACGUGCUGGCUUACCUAUUUAUCCUCCUGAUGUAUGUAAAGAAUUGCAGGAGAAUCAACAAGGUCUGCACACAGGCACAUAUCCAACUGGGGAGACACACCACCUGGAUCUCUUGCCAGUGAAUAGCUUUGAGAUUCCUGCUGUGGAGUUCAAGCAUUUGGAAAUUAAUCAACAACUGCGUUCGCCAUCACUUCUUGAUAUUCCUACAACUGGCUUGCUUGAUGUUCCAGCAAACAGCUUACUGGCACAAGGUCUUGUUUCUUCCCAGAGCAAAGGCUUGAUGUUACCAAUGCUGCAUCCACUAAAGCGUCUUCGGGAAUCAGAGUGCCUGUUUGCUGGUGUCAAUAAUAGUGUUAAUGGUGGUUUCCCAGCACUCUAUCAAUCUCAAGAUGGUGGCUGUAAGAAAAUUGCUCGAUCCUUUGGGUUUUCUGCUGCCAACCACCUAUCAUCCUCAUCUGGACUUCCUUGCAGCUUUGCUCUUUUAAAUGGCAACUCCUUUGCUUCUGAGCCCAUCACUAUGGCUACGAAGUUGGAGCUCCCUUCGAUCCAACAUUCACAUACUCAAGGAUGUAGCUGGGGAACUCCAUCGUCUCCGCUACCACCCCUUGAGUCUUACGAUACUCUGAUCAAGUCUCCUACAACUGAGCAGACACGUCCAGAUUUUCUUUCUGGGCGGAACAGUGGCCUGUUGGAAGCAGUACUUUAUGAAUCUCAAACUUGGAAAAGCGCACAGAACGGUUCUUUCUACAAGACUCCCAGUAUUUCUGUUUCAAGGAACAGUUCUCACAACCAGACUUCCAGUGUUUCUCUUGUGGCCAGUGCUGAUGGAGACGGGUGGUCAUCACACAAUCUCAGCGACGCAGGAUGGGAAAUAUGUAACGACCCUAUCUCUCCUCUUGGUCGUUCUGCUGCAUCAGUAUUUGGAGAGUGUACUCCUCUCAGUGGAACCACCUUCAGUGAGCCUCAUUCAGUCGAGACCUUUCCAGGAAGCAAAGUGAAGCAAGAAGCAGUUGACUGGGUUACUGCAGACUCUAUAGUGGAUGAUGAAAUUGCAAAUCAGUUGCUGUUCUCGAGGCCUGAUCUCUUGCUUGCUUCAAACUGGAUUGGUUACAAAAGCGGGCAAAGUAGGGAACAUUCCGUUCUGACGGAUGCCAUCGGGUCACUUCUCAGCGAAGAUUUCGGCCUUGACUGAAGCAAAACAGCAUCGUAUUCCCCUUAUCUGAACAAAAAUGCGUGCAAAUGUGUCUGCAGCAUGGGGAUAACAUGUAGCACGCCGCGUGUGAACUCUCAAAAAAUCACUGAAAAGUCCUGGAGUUCAAGCGCUUUGGGCGUUCCCUCUUCUUUCCUGUGCCAGACUUGAAGGUGCUGUUUUCAGAUAUAACUCGGUUCUCCUUUAGAUACUUGCUGUUUCAGAUAUGAAAGCGUGUUUGAGGGACAAUGUCUGUGGAAGUCGGUCAUGUUUGUAUGUUUUGUGUGCUUCUGGUCUUUGGUAUAUUGGGUUUUUAAGAACCGUGGUAGCAAAUAAGGCAUCAUGGGUGCCAAAUUGUGACUUUUUUUUUUUUAAAUGAACUGGUACUGGAUGCAUGAGAUCCUGGCUAUAUUUGAUCAAUUUUCUUCCGUGGAUCUGGAAUAUUUUUUGUUUUUUUGGGCAAGCAACAUGAUGAUCAAUUUUGGGCU